GCACUGAACGAGACUGAACGUCUUUGUAUAUCUUUAUUCAACAAGCCAGAUAUGUUGGAUUAUCAGUCUUUUCUACCUAGCCGCGUCGAUGGCACUUGUGAAUGGGUGCUCAAUAAUCCACAAUAUGUCCGUUGGUUGUCAGAAGAAGAAGCCUGUAGUCUGUGGGUUAGUGGGUAUCCUGGCAGCGGCAAGACUAUCUUGUCAACAUUUCAACUCGAAUAUCUUGGAUCUAGCAUCUCUUCACUAGGUAACAAGUCGAUUGUUUGCUGUUUUUUCUGUGAUGAAAAAAUCGGAGCGCGGAGAGAUGCGAAAGCCAUUAUCCGUAGUCUCAUCUAUCAGAUUGUUGUACGACGACGUGUUUUGAUAAAACAUGUGAAGGCGGCUUACGAUAUGCAAGGACCUCACUUGACAGAUAACUUCAAUGAACUCUGGAGAAUAUUUACGGCUAUAGCAAAUGAUCGAAAAGUUGGUCAUGUGAAAGUCAUUGUUGAUGCUGUCGAUGAAUGCGAAGAGAGUACGAGAGAUCGCUUGUUGAGAGCAAUUGCAUCACUUGUGGCCGAAAAAGGUUCUUCUAGUACACAUGCCUAUGACAAUAAUAGAGCUGAUGUUGAAGCUUUAGAGUGCGUUCAGUUCGAUUUCUUAUUCAUUUGAAGAAAUUUAUAAUGUUGUUAGAAUGGCAAGAGUAUUGAGGCUAAUAUAUUUGAAGUAAUAUUGAAUGAUGUUGAGAAAUGAUAGGGGUAGAUAAUAAUGAAGA
Botrytis cinerea B05.10 is the source of this 754-nucleotide messenger RNA. RefSeq lists its product as hypothetical. The record is from RefSeq and is a predicted model, not a curated record. Bases 52 to 651 code for a protein of 199 amino acids. The transcript has a single exon. Lineage: Eukaryota; Fungi; Ascomycota; Leotiomycetes; Helotiales; Sclerotiniaceae.